CCCUUAAACCCUAGCAAGAUCCAUCUCUCACCCGCCCGCCGUGACUCACCUCUGCACAUUCUCCUCAGUAAUCUACCGAAAGCACGAAGAGACAGAGAUGGGAAAAGAGAUGGAGUCCCCGAAGGAACAGAGCUCCUACACCGUUGAGCAGCUCGUCGCCGUCAAUCCCUUCAACCCUGAGAUCUUACCUGAUCUCGAAAACUACGUCAACGAGCAGGUUACAUCGCAAACGUAUAGUCUUGAUGCAAAUCUAUGCUUGCUUCGUCUCUACCAGUUUGAGCCUGAGCGUAUGAACACUCAUGUUGUGGCUCGUAUCUUGAUCAAGGCUCUUAUGGCUAUGCCAGCUCCAGACUUCAGCCUUUGCCUCUUCUUGAUUCCCGAAAGAGUGCAAAUGGAGGAGCAGUUCAAGUCACUCAUUGUUCUCUCACACUACCUUGAGACUGGGAGGUUCCAGCAGUUCUGGGAUGAAGCUGCCAAGAACCGUCACAUUCUCAUCGAGACUGUUCCAGGUUUUGAGCAAGCUAUUCAAGCAUAUGCAACUCACCUUCUUAGCUUAAGCUACCAAAAGGUUCCAAGAUCUGUGCUUUCCGAGGCUGUUAACAGGGAUGGUGCAUCUCUAGACAAGUUCAUUGAGCACCAAGUGACCAACAGUGGAUGGAUUGUUGAGAAAGAAGACGGAAGUAUCGUCUUACCACAGAACGAAUUUAAUCAUCCGGAGCUUAAGAAAAACACAGGCGAGAAUGUUCCCUUGGAACACAUCGCCCGCAUCUUCCCCAUCCUUGGUUGAACCAAUAGAACUCUGCAAAUUUUCAUUUGAGUCUCUGUCUUUCUUGUAAUACAACACUUUAAGAAAGCUGGAAUGUGAUUUUCUUCCUCUUUACACUUUGGGGUGAUUUUUUUUCAGAAUCAAGUAAACCAGGACUUUGUCAUAAGUAGAUUGAUCGAUUAAACUUGCUUGUAAGAGUACUGGGAUGCCAUAGUUUUUUUAUAUAUACAGCGCUCUUUGAGCGACAA
This is a messenger RNA of Brassica rapa (field mustard), 1014 nucleotides long. Its product is annotated as eukaryotic translation initiation factor 3 subunit K. Gene Ontology annotation, biological process: regulation of translational initiation. Gene Ontology annotation, molecular function: translation initiation factor activity; ribosome binding. NCBI's taxonomy places the organism in Eukaryota, Viridiplantae, Streptophyta, Magnoliopsida, Brassicales, Brassicaceae. The record is from RefSeq and is a predicted model, not a curated record. Gene Ontology annotation, cellular component: eukaryotic translation initiation factor 3 complex; cytoplasm.